Molecule: messenger RNA, 1057 nt
Organism: Jatropha curcas
Lineage: Eukaryota; Viridiplantae; Streptophyta; Magnoliopsida; Malpighiales; Euphorbiaceae
Product: xyloglucan endotransglucosylase/hydrolase protein 2
Biological process (GO): cell wall biogenesis; xyloglucan metabolic process
Cellular component (GO): cell wall; apoplast
Molecular function (GO): hydrolase activity, hydrolyzing O-glycosyl compounds; xyloglucan:xyloglucosyl transferase activity
Source: RefSeq, a predicted model, not a curated record
UAAUACAUACAAAAAAUCAUUAAUAUCAUACAUAGGAAAUGCAAUUUCCUAAAAUGGAUUAUUCUUGUCUACCAUAUGUUCUUACAUUUCUCCUAAUUGGUGGGGUGAUUGCAAAGAGAACAAGUGAUAUUAGCUUUGAUCAAAAUUAUGAAGUUACUUGGGGCUAUGAUCAUGUCUUGUCACUUCACCAGGGCAGACAAGUUCAGCUUUCCAUGGACAAAUAUUCUGGGGCUGGGUUUGGAUCCAAGCUAAGUUUUGGUUCUGGAUUCUUUCAUUUGAGGAUAAAGCUACCUGGAAAUGAUUCUGCAGGAGUUGUUACUGCUUUCUAUCUAACUUCACAAGGUGAUAAUCAUGAUGAGCUAGACUUUGAGUUCUUGGGCAAUAAAGAAGGAAAGCCAAUCACAUUGCAAACAAAUGUGUUUGCAAACGGUUUAGGUAAUAGAGAGCAAAGGAUUUAUCUUUGGUUUGACCCUACAAAAGAUUUUCACAGCUACAGGAUCCUUUGGAACCAACAUCAAAUUGUAUUUUUUGUGGAUGAAAUUCCCAUAAGAGUGUUCAAUAACAACACAAAAUUUGGAGUAAGCUAUCCAUCACACCCAAUGAAAGUAGAGGCAAGCUUGUGGGAUGGAGAUAGUUGGGCUACAGAUGGAGGCCAAACAAAGACUAAUUGGAGUAAUGCACCAUUUAAAGCUCAUUUCCUAGGGUUUGACAUUAGUGGUUGCUCCUCAAAAAUCCAACAAUGUCUUUCUCCAAAUUACUGGUGGAAUGUGCAGAAAUAUUGGAAAUUGGACUUAGCUCAACAAAGGGCAUAUGAGAAUGUGAGGAACAAGUUUCUUACUUAUGAUUACUGUUUUGAUAGGCCUAGAUUUCCUGUGACUCCUCCAGAGUGCUUGCUCUCAAUAGUAUAAUGCUUUUGGAGUUUUUGUUGUGAAAAUAAGUUCAAAUUAUUUGGAGACUCCAAAAAUGAAAGCUCACUCAAUUGUAAUAGUGUUGUCAUCUUUUAAUAUUCUCUUAUAACUUUCUAAUAUCAUAGCCCCAACUUAUUAUUCUUUAUGAG